Messenger RNA from Bipolaris oryzae ATCC 44560, 810 nucleotides. RefSeq lists its product as uncharacterized. Gene Ontology annotation, cellular component: mitochondrial small ribosomal subunit; ribosome. Gene Ontology annotation, molecular function: structural constituent of ribosome. NCBI's taxonomy places the organism in Eukaryota, Fungi, Ascomycota, Dothideomycetes, Pleosporales, Pleosporaceae. Gene Ontology annotation, biological process: translation; mitochondrial translational initiation. The record is from RefSeq and is a predicted model, not a curated record. Bases 1 to 810 code for a protein of 269 amino acids. The transcript has a single exon.
AUGGCUUCGAAAUGCCUCGGCGAGCUGAUGCUCCGUUCGUCUUCCACAGCCCGCAUGCCAUAUGCGCACAUGGGCAAGCAGACAUGGCCAUGGAUAUGUCACCGCGGCUUCUCCCACACCCCAACUCGACCGGCACAACCGACAAGGAACGACGGCAAUGACCAAAGCUACGCAUCUGAGGGAGAAUCAAAUAGGCCAAUAAUCCGCUACAUCUCCGAUAAAGUGGCUCCAGAGGCGCAAUCACCGCAACAAGCUCAGCCACAGCCCACUCAAGACGAAACCACGCGAACAAUCGACUCUCUCUUCAGCGGCAUGCCCACCAACCGGACUCCACCACCAUACAUGCAGCAAAACGCUGCGCCAGGAUCAAAGAAUAACCGUAUAUUUGGCGCCGAAUUCUCAAACGCAACCCGCUUGCGGCCUUCUCGCCCACCAGGCCUAGCCUUUGACUCUAUGGCACUGCCCGACUCGAUGCUGAACCCCAACUUGUCCAACAAGCCUUCUGAUGCAUCCAGCCUAGCCGUACAACAAGAAGAAACAUUCUCCUCCUACCCGCGUCUUAACCCAACAUAUGGACGCACAGUGGAGCUGGAUGCGAGCCGCGGACGAGAUAUUGUGCGAGGAAUUGGCAUGCUGGGCAGUCUAGUGGCGCGCAACAAAGUCAAGGCCGACUUCAAUAGACAGAGAUUUCACGAACGAGGAGGCCUAAAACGAAAGAGGCUGGCGUCAGAGAGGUGGAGAGCGAGGUUCAAGCAAGGCUUCAGGGACGUCACUGGACGAGUCACUGAGCUGACGAGGAAGGGAUGGUAG